Molecule: messenger RNA, 2915 nt
Organism: Chelonia mydas (Green sea turtle)
Lineage: Eukaryota; Metazoa; Chordata; Testudines; Cheloniidae
Gene: NEU2
Product: neuraminidase 2
Exons: 4
Coding region: 182-1327 (381 amino acids)
Biological process (GO): oligosaccharide catabolic process; ganglioside catabolic process
Cellular component (GO): lysosome; membrane; cytoplasm
Molecular function (GO): exo-alpha-sialidase activity
Source: RefSeq, a predicted model, not a curated record
ACUGUGUGUUUUCCCCCCUCUGUGCAGCUUCCAGGAGACGCUGUGGAGCAGAAAAACUCAGACUGCUCCAGAUUACUCUCCUGGUGGAUGAAGUUCUCUCUCUGGUUCUGCAGCCUCAUCAGAGAACUCCAUUGUACCUACACAAACUACCAAAAGAGCAAGAUCUCCUCAGAAGGGCCUGAUGGCUUCACUUCCUGUCCUACAAGAAGAGACGUUGUUCCGAAAGGGAUUCUGGAGCUAUCGAAUCCCAGCCCUGCUCUAUGUGCCGCAGUCCUGCACCAUCCUGGCAUUCGCCGAGGAGCGGCAGGAUGAGGUGGAUGAACACGCCAAGCUGAUAGCAAUGCGCAGAGGCACAUAUGAUGGGACUACCCAUCGUGUUCAGUGGAAUAAAAUGGAGACCAUUGUCAAUGCGCAGCUGGAGGGCCACCGUUCCAUGAACCCAUGUCCUGUGUACGAUGAAGUCACUGGGAACCUCAUUCUGUUCUUUAUAGCUGUCCCAGGAAAGGUCUCUGAAAACUACCAGAUCAAGACAAAGACCAACUUGGUCCAUCUGUGCCAGGUCACCAGCACUGAUAAUGGAUGCUCCUGGAGCCCUGCGAAGGAUCUCACUGAGACUGUCAUUGGCACAGCACACAAGGACUGGGCCACCUUUGCAGUGGGACCAGGCCACGGUUUACAGUUGCUCAAUGAGGCUCGGAGUCUCGUGAUUCCUGCCUACGCCUAUCGGAUACUUGACCCUGGGAAAAAACCCACCCCACAUGCCUUCUGCUUUGUUAGUUCUGACCACGGGAAGACCUGGGCAAUGGGGAACUUUGUGGCAAAGGAGAGUGCUCUGGAGUGCCAGGUAGCUGAAGUGCACAGCCAAGGAGAGAGGGUGCUGUACUGCAAUGCUAGAAGCAGCAAGGGAGCCAGAGUCCAGGCUGUGAGCUACAACCAUGGGAUGGACUUUGAUAGUGGUCAGCGGAUUGAGAAGCUGGUAGAACCUCCCCAUGGCUGCCAUGGGAGUGUUACUGGCUUCCCAAGUCCCGCUAACAUGAAGUCAGGGUGUCAGGACAGCUGGGUGCUCUACUCUCACCCCACAGACCCAGCUGGGCGGAGAAAUUUAGGAGUGUACCUCAACAAGUGUCCCUUAGAUCCCGCGUGCUGGACAGGACCCACUCUCAUCUUCAAGGGCUUGUGUGCUUAUUCAGAUCUGCAGCACAUGGGGCAAGGCCCUGAUGGCUUCCCACUGUUUUGCUGCCUGUUUGAGUUUGGCACCAGCUCGCAAUACAAAGAGAUUGUCUUCCUUAUGUUCACUUUGAAACAAGCCUUUCCAUCCGAGUGCUGAGCCACAGUGGACAGGCCCAUUCAGUGUCUGCCUGAGAAUCACCUUAGCUGACACUUCACUGCCAUGUCUCACCUGUCAGCAAAUGGCUUUUAUCCCCUGCCUUUGUCCUGGCUGAGAAGCCAUAUGAAAUGGAUUGCUUUUCUUUUGCUGUUUCCUCCUCCACCCCUUCCCGCCUGGCUGCCUUUUUCAGCACCAAAUAACAAGAGUGAAUGUGAUUUUCAUAUAGCGCCAUUCAGACUCACCAGCGCAGCCAGUGUGUGGGCAGAUGUGGUGUCCGUUACCUGCCCAACAUUAUUUAAUAGACUGCCUGGGAUGCUCCUUUGAAAGUGGACAUCAUUGGUAUCCCCUGUGCUUUGCAAUAAUGUCAUCCCUACCUUUACCCCUUAUUCCUCCCCUACCCCUGUCUCUCCUGAAAUCCUUCUCUGGGCCAUCAGCACAUCGUGUUCUGAAAACCGCACCUCCCUGCUCUCUCAGCUUCUGGGGAGCCAGGAUGCUGUGGCCGGAUUGUUCUCUUUCUCAUAUCAUACUAUCAUACUAUGCCAUCCUCUGUCUUCUUCCCUGGCUUCCUACCCAUUUCUGGAUCAUAGAAUCAUAGACUGGAAGGGACCUCGAGAGGUCAUCUAGUCCAGUCCCCUGCACUCAAGGCAGGACUAAGUAUUAUCUAGGCCAUUCCUGACCGGUGUUUAUCCAACCUGCUCUUAUAAAUCUCCAAUGGUAGAGAUUGCACAACCUCCCUAGACAAUUUAUUUCAGUGCUUAACCACCCUGACAGUUAGGAAGUUUUUCCUAAUGUCCAACCUAAACUGCCGUUGCUGCAAUUUAAGCCCAUUGCUUCUUCUCCUAUUCUCAGACGUUAAGGAGAACAAUUUUUCUCCCUCCUCCUUGUAACAACCUUUUAUAUACUUGAAAACUGUUAUAAUGUCCCCCCACAGUCUUCUCUCCUCCAGACUAAACAAACCCAAUUUUUUAAAUCUUCUCUGAUAUGUCAUGUUUUCUUGACCUUUAAUAAUUCUUUUUGCUCUUCUCUGGACUUUCUCCAGUUUGUCCACAUCUUUCCUGAAAUGUGGCACCCCGAACUGGACACAAGACUCCAGCUGAGGCCUAAUCAGUGCGGAGUAGAGCAGAAGUAUUACUUCUUGUGUCUUGCUUACAGCACUCCUGGAUCCAGUUCAGGAUUGCUCUCCUGGAAUUCAAGACCUUCCCUGGAUGCACUCCAGUCUAGCUAAUAUCUACCACUCAUGCGCCUCCAAUCCCAGCCUCUUCUCCUAGGUAGCUCUUUCUCUUGCACUGCCCCAUGCAGGUGGAUUUCUCACCGCCAAGAAAGCCUCAGUCACUCCCUCUCUUGAAAUCUUACAUGGUCCAGCCUGAUCCCUUUCAAACACGGGGCUAGCUCCAGUAGAUCACUUGCAGGCAGAAGACCAGAUCUUAAGAAGGGGGAAGGGGGAAUUUGGCCUGCAUCAGAACUACAGGGUUAGGAACAAUAAGUAUGGCCACUAAUGGUAAUUUCAAGUUUACUGUGUUGAGAGGGAUGAAGUGAGCUGUAGCUCACGAAAGCUUAUGCUCAAAUAAAUUGGUUAGUCUCUAAGGUG